AUGGCCGAAACGGGAGAAAAGAGAGCAACACGCCAAUGCUGGGAGUGUCUUAGACGGCGUCUAGUGUGCGACAAGACGCUGCCGCGCUGCAACAAGUGUCAGAAACGCGGUCGGCAAUGCUCGGGCUACGACGACGCGAAGCCGCUUCAGUGGGUUCAGCCAGGGAUGGUGACGUCCAAACGAAGAGGAAAGAAAAACAGUAGUCCGCGGAAAAGAUCCAGCAAUAACACAGCGGCUAAGAGUGAACUCGACUAUGCCUGCGAACCCAUAGACUACGAAGCCACCUUGACCGAAUGGGUAAAGGAUCGGAUCGUCAAUCCCCAGUAUCGGGUGACUGAGCUCCACGUGCUAUCCUUCAAGAUGAUAGCCGUAGCCAAAGAGGCCGCCAGGGUAUUCGAGAUCGGCGGAAGGGCCAAGAUUGAAGAGAUCGUGCAGAAAGGUUUGCACGAGGAAGCCGCAAGCGCAUUGCGCUCAAGUCGUGAUCCACUCCCACGGCUGAAGCGACUGCUCGCGUUCCUGAGCAUGCAAGACGUACCACUCUAUGAUGAUCUCAUGGACGAGACAUCAGAAGUGGUGCAAGCCGUCCAGUACUACAACGUACGGAUACACCCACAAUACAAGGCAUCCCAAGAACUGGCACCCAACCCCGCCCUCCUCCAAAACCCCACCUUUGCGGACGGACGUUCACAUGUGAAUGCCAUGAAGCGGAUAGUUGACCUCAGAGGUGGACCCAAGCAGGUCAUGAAGGAAGCCCCGUACCUGAUCCCGUCGAUGGUGCUCUACCUACUUCCGUCAUGGGACCAAGUCGACAUCAGCAACACUGCGGAGGAAAUGACAGAAGACAUAACCGACAUGUACAGUCUCAUCUUCCCGUACACGCUCUGUCCGCGAGAGCUCUUCACUGAGAUAUUGCGGACGAACCAGCUACGCGCAAAAGCAUCUGCAGCAAUACAACUGUGUGAUUUCAACCCGAAUUAUGCACUCGAAGCUUAUGGCGUCCUCGGCCGCAUCGAGGCCUUCUCAGUCGAGGACUGGGCGCGAGCUGGCACCUUCUGUACCGAAUGGCUGACUGUUGGCCUGGUGUACAAAUCCGCCGUCGCGCUCUACGCCACCUUGUCCCUUUGCCCACUCAUGGUCCUCCCGAUGACGCCUUCACUGCUCGAGAACCAAACAGCUUACGGUGACGUCCUGCUCAGCAACCUCGACGCUGCACUCAAGGCCCCGCGUAUGGCUAAGUUUAUGGUCUGGCCGCUGAUCGUCGCGGGUGUAGAAGCUAUGCAUCGCGGGGAAGGGACGCGCAACUGGAUCGAAGCGGGCUUGGAGGAUCUGAGUAGGACGCUGGGGACGAGUUGCCCACUCAAAGUAUGUUCGGUGCUGAAGAGAUACUGGAAGGGCGGGGUUGCCGGGUGGGACGAGUGCUUCGAUCAAUCGUAUGUGUUUGCAAUCUAG
Messenger RNA from Alternaria conjuncta, 1449 nucleotides. RefSeq lists its product as uncharacterized. The transcript is spliced from 4 exons. NCBI's taxonomy places the organism in Eukaryota, Fungi, Ascomycota, Dothideomycetes, Pleosporales, Pleosporaceae. Gene Ontology annotation, biological process: positive regulation of transcription by RNA polymerase II. Gene Ontology annotation, cellular component: nucleus. Gene Ontology annotation, molecular function: zinc ion binding; transcription cis-regulatory region binding; DNA-binding transcription factor activity, RNA polymerase II-specific. The coding region runs from base 1 to 1449 and encodes 482 amino acids. The record is from RefSeq and is a predicted model, not a curated record.